This is a messenger RNA of Eremomyces bilateralis CBS 781.70, 1956 nucleotides long. RefSeq lists its product as uncharacterized. The transcript has a single exon. The annotation marks the transcript as partial. Gene Ontology annotation, cellular component: DNA replication preinitiation complex. Gene Ontology annotation, biological process: DNA replication initiation. Lineage: Eukaryota; Fungi; Ascomycota; Dothideomycetes; Eremomycetales; Eremomycetaceae. The record is from RefSeq and is a predicted model, not a curated record.
AUGCUCAAGUCUCAUCCGACCUCAAUAUAUGAGAGCCCCUUCAUCCUUACACCUAUCCGGACAAUACCACGCGUAAACAUACCACUCUGCUUCCUCGAUGCCGGCAACUCAUCUGGCCCACCAGCUAUUCCGGUCUGCGACCUCUUUUCAGCGAAUAUCCCGGUCCUCGAAGAUGAAGAACAGGAUACGGGUGGUCCGUUAUUAUCCAAGAUCCUCAUCGCACAGCUACAGGCCGGCCAAAGCAAGCCGUUUUAUGCCGUAGAAAGGGUGAAGAACCGCAUAUAUGCAUUGCGGAAGCUGGCAAUAUGGGUCACAACGAAGGACCUGGCCGAGAUCUCAGGCGCACCCGAAGGGGAUACUCAAGGCUUUCAUAAGAUGGUGAGACCUGACGAGAAGGAGAAUUGGUGGAGCGGUGCAAUGCUACACAAGAAAUGCCAUCUAAAGGGCAAGGAACCUGAGAAACCCCGUGUCCCUCUUUUCGACAUGUCAGUGCCGCCUCCCAAGCAAAACAUUCCCACACCAGAUAUAGAGCAACCGCCAUAUGGAGAACCAUCGACUGAAGAUACUGGCAUAAACCAUUUCGAACCCGAACGCCCACUAGCCUCCGCUGAAGAUGUGUUCGGAAAUUUGGUCGUCGAAUACCUCAAGAUACUCUACACCUCCCGAACAUCACUCGCAUACUUCGCGAAAGGACCGCUCUCGCGCGCACGAAAUCAUUUCAGCGGCUCCGAGAACGGCGCGGUGCGAAUCUCUGAACUUUCAGAUCAUCUGAAGACCAUGGUGCUUUCAGCAUCUCAAAUGGACACAAAGUACAAGGAGAAGAUUCCUGAGACCGUGAGACCAAUUCCGAUUGUUCCGAUGUCGGACGAUGAAUCUCCCCAAAAGAAGAAACCGAAGAAGCCGGGCAUAAGGAAGUUGAAACUUAAAAGGGACGGCCUUUACGGUGUUGAAGAGGAGUACAUCAAGCAGUGGUGGAGAAACCCUGGCGAGACGGUCAGAGUCGCACACGAUGAUACUCUAGAGCAGAUCAUCCGGCGGCUGGCAUCGGCACUAAGGAUUCGAGAGACCCUUGCGCAGAUCGUAAUCAUCCUGGAGAUUCUCGCCAUCGAACAAUCUCCGCAAUACAAAUCCGAAGUUGCUACCAGAGACGAUGCUGAAAGCCAAAUUGGGGACCUAGAAGCAGGGAUGCCUAAGAAAUCAAAGAGGAAGAAAAAGGCCCAAAAUCUCGAGCUUGUAGUCGACCUCCUGGUAGACAAGCUCUGCAUCUGGCAAUCGAUGGAUGAAGGAAUCCCGGCCGUAACACCGGACGCGAAACAUGGUACCUCGGAUCAGCCUGAAAACCGGGAUAGGCCUCGAAGCUUCUGUAUCGAAGUCAUCGUCCCUUUCUACAUGGCUCGCAUCCCACAACUUGCAUCCUCAAUCAGCAAAAAGCUUGGCGGCCCAUCGGCACCCUCGCCCCUGAGACCGAAACCUGCGAAGGCCAUCAGCUCGUCGAAGGGAGAGCAUCCAAAGGUGCCCUUACCUGAUAAAAAGUCGGCCAGACGACCCUUGCAGCGGAUUGCUACAGAGACCAACUCAUCUGCCACACCUCGACAACACCCCAAGCUGGCGCGAUCGUCAACCGACUCUCUCCUCCCCAUCAAGCGUGAAGUCUCCGAGCAACCCGCUUCCCUGUCCGCCAUCCCUUUCGCCGUGAGCGAUACCAAUCACCCAUCGAAGCGAGCCGCUUCUCGCGGCUCCAUGUCGCAAUUCUCCAAGUUCAAGCAACGGGAGGUCAACCUCAACGCUUUCAGUUCCGCCACGUCUGCUAAAGUUGCACGGAAGAAACAAGCCGAGAGCCAGCUGCUGCGCGAAGCUAUUGGCCAAAUUCGCAAGCCGGAUCGCGCAAAGGCAGGCCAAGAGUACCUGGAUGGAGUCGAGCAACAACGUUCCACUACCACCAAAGCUCGAAAACCC